Messenger RNA from Manihot esculenta (cassava), 555 nucleotides. RefSeq lists its product as uncharacterized. The transcript has a single exon. Bases 1 to 555 code for a protein of 184 amino acids. Lineage: Eukaryota; Viridiplantae; Streptophyta; Magnoliopsida; Malpighiales; Euphorbiaceae. The record is from RefSeq and is a predicted model, not a curated record.
AUGGCUGCAUACGAUAGCACGGGAAACCCCCGAGAGGAUGUCCUUAACUGCAAGAUGUUUAUGGAGCUUCAGACCCAUUCUGAUGCUCUAAUGUGCAAAGUCUUUCCUACCACCCUCACUGGACCAGCUUGGGCAUGGUUUAAUAGCCUAGAUGCAGGGAGCAUUAAAAGCUUCUUGGACCUAGCUAGUGUAUUUAUCAGCAGGUUCAUUAGAGGAGUCCCAGCAAAGAGAAAAACAAGCUACUUGGAGAUAGUCAGGCAAAGAAGGAAUGAGUCUCUAAGGGAGUACGUAGCCAGAUUCAACUCUGAGGCCUUGCAGAUUCUCGAGCUCGACGAGGCUAGAGUGGUAGAGGCCAUGCAAAAAGGGACCACAUCUCCAAAGUCUUUUGGCUCAUUAUGUAGAAAGACGGCCACCACCCUGGCCGAACUGAUGAAAAGGGAUGAGAAAUACAUAAGGCAAGAUGAUGCCUUAACCACUAGUAGGUUCGCUAGGGAAAUAGGAGAUAGGGGAAAGACAGUGGAGGAUAAACGAUCGAAAAGGCAGGAGAGAAGAUAA